This is a messenger RNA of Colletotrichum aenigma, 1608 nucleotides long. RefSeq names its product Cytochrome P450 monooxygenase patH (gene patH-1). The transcript has 6 exons. Bases 1 to 1608 code for a protein of 535 amino acids. The record is from RefSeq and is a predicted model, not a curated record. NCBI's taxonomy places the organism in Eukaryota, Fungi, Ascomycota, Sordariomycetes, Glomerellales, Glomerellaceae. Gene Ontology annotation, molecular function: oxidoreductase activity, acting on paired donors, with incorporation or reduction of molecular oxygen; iron ion binding; heme binding.
AUGAGCACAACCGGCAUUCUGGACCUCUCGCGAGGGACCGUUGGUCUCUGCGUCCUCUUCGCGCUCGCCGUCUCCACGCUCUCGAGGUUCUUCCUCGCGAGCUGCCGGCCCAGGAACUUCCCGCCAGGCCCUCGGACAGUCCCCUUCCUGGGAAACAUCACCCAAGUACCGAAAUCAAAGGGCUUCCUAAAAUUCCACGACCUCGGGGCCACCUUCGGCUCCAUCAUCGGCCUCAAACUAGGCUCCCAAAACUUCGUAAUCCUAAACAACUACAAAGACGUACGAGAACUCUUCGACAAGCGCGGCUCAAUCUACUCCUCCCGCCCCCGCACCUACGUCGCAAACACCCUCGUCUGCCCGGGCGACAUCCACCUCCUCCUCCUCCCCUACGGCCCCGCCUGGCGCGUCCAGCGCCGCGUAGUCCAGUCCCUCCUCGCCGUCAACCGCGUCGACGCCGUCCUCCCCGUCCAGGACGCCGAGGCCACGCAGACCCUCUCCGACCUCCUCCGCGACCCGGCGGGCUACUACGACCACGUGCGGCGGUACACCAGCGCCGUCGUCCUCGCCGCCGUGUACGGCGUGCGCGGCGCCCGCUUCGACUCGCCCAACGUGCGCGCGCUGUACGCCGCGCAGGACGAGUUCACCGCCGUGCUGGAGCAGGGGGCCACGCCGCCGGUGGACGCGUUCCCCUUCUUGAAGAUGGUGCCCGCGGCGCUGGCGGGGUGGAAGAGACGGGCCGCGAGGGUGAGGAGGGAGCAGAUGGGGUUGUAUCUCUCGCUGGUGGCGGGGACGAGGGAGAGGAUCCGGGAGGGGAGGAGCCCGGAUUGCUUUUUGGGGGAGAUGCUGAGGGAUCAGGAGAAGAAUGGGUUGGAUGACGAGCAUUUGGCGUACCUGGCCGGGAACCUGAUGGAAGCCGGCUCGGAUACCACGGCUUCGACGUUACUAUCCUUCCUCCUCGCGAUGAUCAAGUACCCGAAGGAGUUCCGUAAAGCACAGGAAGAAGUCGAUCGGGUCUGCGGCCCCCUGCGGUCCCCGACGUCAGAAGACAUCGGCCGUUUACCCUUCAUCGAGGCGUGUAUGAACGAGAACCUCCAGACCCUCCGCUGGCGCCCCGUAGCAGCCGGCGGCGUCCCGCACAUGCUCACGCAGGACGACACGUACCAGGGCUACCACCUCCCCAAGGGCACCGUCCUGGUCGCCAACACGUGGGCGAUCCACUACGACGAAGACGAAUACGAGAACCCGGCCGAGUUCGCGCCGGACCGCUUCGUGAUGGAGAAGUACGGGACGCGCGACCCCGUCGACGAGAGCGCCGACGACCACCGGCGCGUGCUGUAUGGGUUCGGCGCGGGCAGGCGGGUGUGUCCGGGGCAGCGGCUGGCGAGGAACUCGCUGAUAUUGAACAUGGCCAAGAUCGCGUGGGGUUUCGAUCUCUCGCCCGGGGAGGGGGAGGUGGACGUCGACGUCGGCACGGCGUACACGGACGGGUUCCUGAUCGCGCCCAAGAAGUUUCCGAUCACGAUCCGGCCGAGGUCCGAGAGGCAUGCUGCGGUGAUUGAGGAGGAGCAGAGGAGGGCUGAGCCUUUCUUCGCAAAGUACGCGGCAUGA